Molecule: messenger RNA, 1150 nt
Organism: Petromyzon marinus (sea lamprey)
Lineage: Eukaryota; Metazoa; Chordata; Hyperoartia; Petromyzontiformes; Petromyzontidae
Product: baculoviral IAP repeat-containing protein 5.2-like
Source: RefSeq, a predicted model, not a curated record
AAUCGAUCCGCAUCUCCCCGGACCGGAUCCCGCCCCGGUCCUCCAUCCCCCUCCUCCCGCCACCGAUAUUUAAAUCCCCGCGGCCAAGGGUGGGGAUCCAGGAUUGCAGGAACUCGGCCCCGUCGAGCGUGGGGGGAGGUCAGCACCCCCGGGACACGCGGGGCCAAAAGCGACCGAGAGAGCGAAGGGGAUCGGGAGGGUGACCGGGAGGGGGACCGGGAGGGUACCAGGGGGGAGCGAGGGGGGUCACGGCGGGCAUGGCGAUGGGCGUGCUGAGCCUGCGUGAGUUCGCGACUGGGGCUGAGUUCUACGAGGAGUCGCGGAGAGCGGAGAGCUUCGCUGCGUCGGCCCGCGACGGGGGCUGGGAUCCUGCGCAGAUGGCUGCCGCCGGGUUCGUGUGCCUGGAGCAGCAGCAGCCGGGAGUCGACGUCACGGCGCGGUGCUUCUUCUGUCUGCUCGAGGUUCGAGGCUGGAUCUCUGGGGACGAUCCCAGGCAGGUGCACGCGCUGCGCUCCCCCGCGUGCGCGUUCCUCGCUCUGCGCACACCGUACGCCAUCCUCCCCGUCGAGGAGUUCCUGCGCCUGGAGCUUCAGCGCGCGCACAACUACGUGAGGGAGAUGGAGCGCCGCUUCCUGCACGAGUUCAUGGACAGCGCGGCCACCGUACGGCUCCACAUGGAGCGGUUCAUCCGCUAGGGGAGGGGGAGUGGGGGCAGGGGGGGGCACUUGGUCAUAAUCAGCACCCCUGUUCCACCGACUCUAUAAUCAUUACUAACCUGAUAACUAACCUUAUAAACCUUACCCAGCUAAGCCUGUAAUCAUAACUCAUACCCUGUGAUCUUAACUCUGAAUCUAGCUGUGUGAUCCUAACCCCCUUAAGCCUCACUUCAACCCUAACUCUAACCACAACGCCAACACUUUAUAUCCAUUAUCUCCUAACUCAAUGCCCCACAAUAUCUCUAAUCCUAACCCUAACCCCAGCUCUAUCUUACCCGAUCACUAACCCCAACCCUGACCCUGCCCGCCUGCCCGCCCAGUGCUCGCGUGCUCCCACUCGUUCUUAUUUGGGGUCCUAGACUGCCGUCCCCGUGACCCCGGGCCCCACUGUGACUGAGCCUAUGGGCCCCAAUAAAGUUUCUCUUGCACUGACA